CCUAAUCUCUUGGGUUAACUGAUCGAUCAAUCUGUCUAACUGAACCUGUAGGUGUUUUAAUUGGUUCAUAUUUAAUUCAAAAGAUAAAACUGGAAUUUCAAACGAUCGGUAAUUUCUUUGUCACUGAAUGGUUAGCUGGAUUAGGUAAAACAAAAAAAAAAAAAAAAAAAAAACAAGAAAAAGAGCGCACUAACUAGAAGAGAAUGAAAGUGUGCUGCUGCUGGCGCAUUGCACUCCCCUCAGCACUCUCCUGAUUGGUCACGUCAUUUAGAGAAAACAAAACCAAGGCAGUCCCAAUUUGAAUUUGCACACACUAUAAAAACACAGACCCCAUUUCUCUUCUACGCAAACAAGGACGCUUCCCAACUAAGCUAUUGCGCAAUGUCUUUAUGCCUUUUCCUUCCGUUUUCUAGGGUUUCAAUUUUCACUUCUCCACUCUGAAAUUUCACCAUGAUUCCCUCCUCCAACCACCACCAUCAAUAUCCUUCCCGCCACCGUCAAUUCCGCCCUCCUCCCCAUCUCGUCCGCCAACUCCACCAACGUGUGUUUAUACUAAAACUCUUCUUAAAUCACCACCGUAGCAGUAGCAACAACAGCGGCAACCGUAGUACAGCUUUAAUUGACUCGAUUGUUUCACAAUGUAAUCCGAAACCCUUCAAAUCCAACACAAGACCAGGUAGUGGUACUCUAGUGGCUACACUUGUAUUUCACCACCAAAUUGAUGCGCUUAAUGCUUUUGUUUUCCUUUGGGAAAAACGUUUGUUGGGUGAUCAUUUAUUUACUCCUAUACUUGAUUUUGGUGUUAAUGAGGAAACUAAUGAGAAAGUCAGGAAUUUGUUUCAAUUGCAUGUACAGAAGCUUCUAGAAAGUGGGGUUUUAGAGAACUUGGAGUUGAAGGUUAAUGAAUUGUCUCUUGAACUUGAUAAAGUUUCGGACUUGCUAAAAAAACCUAAGGGUUUGAAAGCAUUCAGUGAAAUUGAAGUGAAAAAGAAGAGAUUAGUUGAUGAAAGGUAUGGGAUGAUUAGGAGAAUUGAGGAAUUUAAGUUUGGGGUUAAGUGUGUGAUAGAUUAUUUAGAAAGGAGAGAAGUUGAUGAUGAUGAUGAUGAGGAGAACCAGUUGAGGGUAUUAGGAUUUAAAAAUGGGAAGGGUUGUAGGUGGAGUAAGUUGCAUUUUCUUUUGUUGAGAGAAUGUCAAAGGCUUGAAGAUGGUUUGCCUAUAUAUGGAUUUAGGAGGGAGAUUUUGAAGCAAAUACAUUCACAUCAGGUAAUAGUCUUGAUUGGAGAGACAGGUUCCGGGAAGAGUACCCAGUUGGUACAGUUUCUUGCUGACUCUGGCGUUGCUUCCAGUGGUUCUAUUUUGUGUACUCAGCCUCGUAAAAUUGCUGCCAUUUCCUUGGCAAAAAGGGUUGAUGAGGAAAGCAUUGGUUGUUAUGAAGAUAACUCAAUUGUCUGUUUUCCAACUUAUUCAUCUGCCCAGUGGCUUGAUUCUAAGGUAAUAUAUAUGACUGAUCACUGUCUGAUGCAGCAUCUCAUGAGAGACAAGACUUUGUCUGGAGUUUCAUGUAUCAUUAUAGAUGAGGCUCAUGAAAGAAACAUGAAUACUGAUCUUGUCUUGGCCUUGAUUAGAGAAUUACUUAUUGAUAGGCGUGAUCUAAGGCUUGUUAUAAUGUCUGCAACAGUUGAUGCGACCAAAUUAUCAGAAUACUUCUUUGGUUGUGAAACCUUUCAUGUAUUAGGGAGAACUUUUCCAGUUGAGAUCAAGUAUGUUCCUGGUGCCUCUGAAGGGUCUUCUGGUUGCUCGCCUGGUGCUAAUAAUAUUGCUCCAUACGUCUCUGAUGUUGUUAAGAUGGCAAUGGAGAUCCAUCAAGUGGAGAAGGAAGGGUCAAUUCUUGCCUUUUUGACUUCCCAGCUGGAGGUAGAAUGGGCUUGCGAAAAGUUUGAGUCACCCUCUGCAAUUGCAUUAGCAUUACAUGGUAGGCUUUCCCAUGAAGAGCAAUGUCGUGUUUUCCAGAAUUACCCAGGGAAGAGAAAAGUUAUUUUUGCUACAAAUUUAGCUGAAACAUCCUUGACAAUUCCAGGGGUAAAGUUUGUAGUUGAUUCUGGUUUGGUCAAGGAAAGCAGGUUUGAACCUACAUCUGGCAUGAAUGUCCUCAGAGUUUCCAAGAUUAGCCAGAGUUCUGCUAAUCAACGAGCUGGUCGUGCUGGUCGAACGGAACCCGGCAAGUGUUACCGACUUUAUCCAGAAUUUGAUUAUCAGUCAAUGGCUUUCCAUCAGGAACCUGAAAUUUGUAAAGUUCACCUUGGUAUUGCAGUGCUUAGGAUCCUUUCUCUGGGUAUUAAGAAUGUGCUGGAAUUUGAUUUUAUUGAUGCUCCUAGUGCAGAGGCAGUUGAUGCGGCCAUCAGGAACCUUGUGCAGCUAGGUGCUGUAACCUGCAAAAAUGGUACUUUUGAAUUAACUAUGGAUGGGCAUUACUUGGUUAAGUUGGGUAUUGAGCCCCGACUUGGGAAAAUAAUUCUUGACAGCUGCCGUCAUGGUUUGCGGAAGGAAGGAGUUGUUCUUGCUGCUGUUAUGGCAAAUGCAAGCAGCAUAUUUUGCAGAAUUGGUACUAAUGAUGAUAAAUUAAAAUCAGAUUGCCUUAAGUUGCAAUUCUGCCAUCAGGAUGGAGAUCUCUUCACAUUGCUUACUGUUUACAGGGCAUGGGAGGGGAUAUCUCCAGAUAAUAGAAAUAAAUGGUGCUGGAAUAAUAGCAUCAAUGCAAAAACUAUGCGCAGAUGCAAAGAGACUGUGCUAGAUUUGGAGAACUGUUUGAAGAAUGAACUUAGUAUCGUUAUUCCGACGUACUGGGUUUGGAAUCCUUAUGUUGUUACAGAGCAUGACAGACAUAUUAAGAAGAUAAUACUUUCUUCUUUAGCAGAUAAUAUUGCUAUGUAUUCUGGGUAUGAUCGUCUUGGUUAUGAGGUGGUUUUGAGUGGAGAAUACUUUCAACUUCAUCCUUCAUGUUCGUUGCAAGUGUAUGGUCAAAAGCCAAACUGGGUUGUCUUUGCUGAACUCUUAUCUGCAUCCAGUCAAUAUCUUGUCUGUGUUACUGGCAUUGACUUUGAUAGUUUGUCCACCAUUAGUCCUCCUUUAUUUGACAUCUCAAAGAUGCAGAGUAAAAAAUUGCAGUUGAGUGUGAUCAAAGGAUUUGGUCUUACUGCUCUGAAAAGGUUUUGUGGAAGGUCCAAUAUUAGCUUGCUUUCUCUUCUUUCUCGCAUACAGGCAGAAUUCAUGGAUAAGCGGAUUGGUAUUGAAAUCAGUGUGGAUAACAAUGAGAUUCUAUUAUAUGCAUCUGUGGAACACAUGGAAAAGGUUUAUGACCUUGUUAAUGAUGCAUUAGAAUAUGAAUUGAAAUGGUUAAGUAAUGAAUGCCUGGAGAAGUGCUUGUAUCACGGGGGACGAGCUGGUGCUUCUCCCCCAGUUGCUCUUUUUGGAGCUGGUGCAGAAAUCAGGCACCUGGAAUUGGAGAACAAGUUUUUGAGUAUAGAUGUGUUCCUUUCAGAUGAAAGUUCUCUAAAUGACAAGGUGAUCUUGACAUUCUUUGAGAAAUCUGUUUCUGGGGUGUGUGGUGUUCAUAAAUUUGCAGGCAGCAGACUGGAUGCUGAUCAUGUGGAGAAGUGGGGCAGGUUGACAUUUCUUACUCCUGAAGCAGCUAGAAAAGCAUUAGAGUUCAAUGGAUUUAAUUUAUCUGGCUCUAUACUUAAACUGUCCCCUGCUAGUGCUGCUAGUGGUCAUAAAGUAUCAUCAUUUGCUGCAGUCAAAGCUAAAGUUACUUGGCCACGGAGGUACAGUAAAGGAUAUGCCAUUGUUAGAUGUGAAAGAAAUGAAGCUGCGUUUGUCGUUCAAGAUUGCUUUAAUCUGCUGAUUGGAGGAAGGCUGGUUUAUUGUGAGCUCAGCACAAAGGAUAUAGACUGCAUUGUCAUCAAAGGAUUGGAUAGAGAUACUUCCGAACAAGAAAUUCUUGAAGUUCUGCAAAUGGCCACAAAUAGGAGAAUUUUGGAUGUCUUUCUGAUACGAGGAGAUACUGUAAAUAAUCCUCCUCUGGGUGCCUGUGAGGAAGCAAUUCUCAAGGAAAUUGCUCCUUUCAUGCCUAACCAGAUCCCCUUGAGCAAUUACUGUCAUGUUCAGGUCUUUCCUCCUGAACCAAAGGAUACUUUCAUGAAGGCUUGGAUCACGUUUGAUGGAAGACUACAUUUAGAGGCAGCAAAAGCGUUGCAACAUAUCCAAGGAAAGGUAAUUGCUGGAUGUUUUUCAUGGCAGAAAAUAUGGUGCCAGCGGGUUUUUCAUAGCUCUGUAUCAUGUCCUGCUCCUGUUUUUCCAUUCAUUGAGAGGCAACUAAAUUCUUUGCUCAAAAGGUUUACGCAUCGACCUGGUGUACAUUACAGUUUAGAAAGGAAUGAAAAUGGCUCCUACAGAGUAAAAGUAUCUGCCAAUGCAACAAAAACAGUAGCAGAGUUGAGGAGGCCACUGGAGCAGCUAAUGAAUGGAAAAAAGGUAGAUCAGGGUAGGCUUACCCCAGCAGUUCUGCAGCUUCUCUUCUCGAGAGAUGGCAGAUUUCUUAUGAAGACACUACAACAAGAAAUGGGAACUUAUGUUCUCUUUGACCGGCAGAACCUUAGUGUUAGGAUCUAUGGUCCUGAGAAUAAAGUUGCCCUUGCAGAAGAGAAGUUGAUAAGGUCGCUUUUAACCCUGCAUGAUAAGAAGCAAUUAGAUAUCCCUCUUCGGGGUGGAGUCAUGCCACAUGAUCUCAUGAAGAAAGUGGUUGAGAAGUUUGGGCCUGACUUGCAUGGGCUCAAAGAAAAGUUUCCUGAUGCUGUGUUUACACUUAAUGCAAAGCGCCAUAUCAUCUCUUUUCAUGGAAAAGAGGAUUUGAGGCUUAGAGUGGAGAAUAUAAUUCAUGACUUUGCACGAGCUCUAAAUGUUAAUGGAUCUGCUGAGCAACCAGACCUUGAAGCUACUAGCUGUCCUAUUUGCUUGUGUGAAGUUGAGGACUGUUACCAGCUUGAGGCUUGUGCACAUAAGUUCUGCCGGUCUUGCUUGGUUGACCAGUUAGAGUCGGCAAUGAGAGGACGUGAUGGUUUUCCUGUAAGCUGUGCACGAGAAGGUUGUGGGGUGGCCAUUUGGCUCACUGAUUUGAAGUCUCUGCUGCCAUGUGACAAGUUAGAGGACCUCUUCAGGGCUUCUGUGGGGGCAUUUGUAGCAUCUAGUGGUGGAACGUACAGGUUUUGCCCCUCUCCUGACUGUCCUUCUGUUUAUCGGGUAGCAGACACUGGAACAUUUGGAGGUCCAUAUGUAUGUGGAGCAUGCUACACAGAGACAUGUACCAGGUGUCACUUAGAGUAUCACCCGUAUGUGUCGUGUGAAAGAUACAAAGAGUUCAAGGACGACCCUGAUUUGUCAUUGAAAGAUUGGUGCAGGGGAAAAGAUCAUGUUAAAAGCUGUCCAGUAUGUGGGUACAUAAUUGAGAAGGUGGAUGGCUGCAACCACAUUGAGUGCAGAUGCGGCAAACAUAUCUGCUGGGUCUGCUCAGAGUUCUUUAGCAGCAGUGAUGACUGCUAUGGGCACCUGAGAACUAUACAUCUAGCAAUUAUAUGAAGACCAAGCUAACUAUACAAGUUUAACCUUCGUGUACAUAAUUAUGUAUAUACACAUUAUCUAUACAUAGUAAUAUAUGGGAUCUAGGAGCUUGUGUAUAUUAGUUUAAAUUCAGUUCUGUUAGGUUCAUAUCUCCUUUCUGCCGGGCACAGAUGGCUGUUUGCUUCAGUUAAUAGUUCUUUCUUGUUAUUGCUUGAGAAUCUCAGAACAAUAAACAGUAUGAAGAUUUGGUUCAGUUUC
Molecule: messenger RNA, 5871 nt
Organism: Ricinus communis (castor bean)
Lineage: Eukaryota; Viridiplantae; Streptophyta; Magnoliopsida; Malpighiales; Euphorbiaceae
Product: ATP-dependent RNA helicase DEAH11, chloroplastic
Exons: 3
Coding region: 451-5631 (1726 amino acids)
Biological process (GO): spliceosomal complex disassembly
Cellular component (GO): catalytic step 2 spliceosome; intracellular anatomical structure
Molecular function (GO): ATP binding; zinc ion binding; RNA binding
Source: RefSeq, a predicted model, not a curated record